AUGGCAACUAGCGAACCGCGCGAAACCGACGAGGUCGAGCACGAAGCUGAGGUGGUGGGGGCAGCCAGGGUGACAGAUAAGGGAGUCAGAGUGGUUCGUGGGGGGUCAGGAGGUGCGGACGCCCUGGCGACCGCCGGGGUGGUGUAUCCGCCCGCGACGGCGAGUUUGUUCCCUGGUCGUAUACCAGCGGGACAUCAUCACCCGGAGCUCACCGGCACGUUGGAGCUGGGGUUCCCACCCCGUGGCACCACCGCCUCGAUGGCGUUGGUAGCCCCGCCACCCUCGUGGACACCGCGGGAUCCUGGAUCCACGAGUCUAGUCGGUGGUGGUGGUAAUCAAAACAGUAAUCAAGGUGGUCCCGGUAGUAACAAUCCUGGCGGCCCAUUGCAAGUAUGUCCGCCACCCAUGCCCCCAACUCAUCUUACACCAUCAGCAACGCCUGAGGACAUAACUUGUCUCGUGCCCGUGGGGGGUGUAUUGACACCACGGGACCCACUACCACCCAGUACGACACCCGGCAGUCAAGCUAAUAGCUCACAAUCAGGCAGUUCACAGACGGACAAAUCACCGAAUAUCGAGUGUGUCGUUUGUGGUGACAAGAGUAGCGGUAAACAUUAUGGACAAUUUACCUGCGAAGGAUGCAAGAGUUUCUUUAAAAGAAGUGUUAGGCGGAACCUGACGUACUCAUGUCGAGGGAAUCGAAACUGCCCAAUUGAUCAGCACCACCGAAACCAGUGCCAAUUCUGCAGGCUCAAGAAGUGCUUGAAGAUGGGCAUGCGCCGGGAAGGUAUGCAUUGUAAUGAACCCUUUUUAUUAUAUUCGUAG
Molecule: messenger RNA, 825 nt
Organism: Diachasma alloeum
Lineage: Eukaryota; Metazoa; Arthropoda; Insecta; Hymenoptera; Braconidae
Product: COUP transcription factor 1-like
Exons: 3
Coding region: 1-825 (274 amino acids)
Biological process (GO): regulation of transcription by RNA polymerase II; cell differentiation; anatomical structure development
Molecular function (GO): zinc ion binding; RNA polymerase II cis-regulatory region sequence-specific DNA binding; nuclear receptor activity
Source: RefSeq, a predicted model, not a curated record